AUGGGUGACGACACCGCGAACAGUUCCCGCAGCAAUAGCAGUGGCAAAGUCCACACUAUCAACAGCUUUGGCAUGGGAAGACUCCACCACAAAAAUGCUAUAGUCACUGGAGCUGCUGGUGGUAUCGGCCUCGAAACAUGCAUUCUCUUCGCCAAAGAAGGUGCCAAUGUCCUAAUGGCAGACAUCUCUGCUCCAGCUCUCGAGAAAGCUUCUGCCAAACUUAAACAGUUGGUACCAUCUGCCCACAAGGUUGAGAUUCAGGUCUGUGAUGUCUCUAAGGAAGCCGAUAUCAAAGCUCUAGUCGAGCAUCUCGAUUCCUGGGGUGGUGUUGAUAUCAUGUUCAACAAUGCUGGUAUCAUGCACGCUGACGACGCUGAUGCUCUUGAUACCCCUGAGAAGAUCUGGGAUCUCACUCAAGCCAUCAACGUCAAGGGUGUGUGGUUCGGUUGCAAGCACGCGAUUAUCGCCCUGCGCAAGCACAACAAGACUAAAGGAUCUAUCAUCAAUACUGCUUCAGUUGUUGCAUUGGUCGGCUCCGCUACUCCUCAACUUGCAUAUACAGCAAGCAAGGGUGCAGUUUUAGCCUUGACCAGAGAACUUGCCAUUGUCCAUGCUAAAGAAGGCUUCCGCUUCAACGCUCUCUGCCCAGCUCCUUUGAACACUCCUUUGCUUCAGGACUGGCUUGGUGACGAUCUACCUAAGAGACACCGACGAGAGAUUCACUUCCCAACGGGUAGAUUCGGUGAGGCUAUCGAGCAGGCUCAAGCUGUGUUGUUCUUGGCAAGCGAUGAGGCGAGCUUUGUCAACGGCCAGGAUUUCGUAGUCGAUGGUGGUCUAACGAAAGCCUAUGUUACUCCCGAAGGCAUUCCACUUACUGCACCAAAGAACAAUGCCCUUCUCUCCGAGCAAGUCGAUGCUAUCCGAGGCACUGGUGUCCCGCAUGAGUAA
Messenger RNA from Hyaloscypha bicolor E, 948 nucleotides. Its product is annotated as putative 3-oxoacyl-reductase FabG. The transcript has 4 exons. The coding region runs from base 1 to 948 and encodes 315 amino acids. The record is from RefSeq and is a predicted model, not a curated record. NCBI's taxonomy places the organism in Eukaryota, Fungi, Ascomycota, Leotiomycetes, Helotiales, Hyaloscyphaceae. Gene Ontology annotation, molecular function: oxidoreductase activity.